AUGACUGCUUCGUUUUGGCGAUUAUGGCGCACUCUGGCGAGAGUUCAAACUCUUAGCUUCCGCAAUGCUCGAAAAGGAAACUGCAGCGACAAGAAUGACGAAAGGCCAAGGUUGGACGACGAAAGAGUGGGAGACGAUGCAAAGAUGCAGGCGACGAGGCGAGAUGUAGAUGAUGCUGACCGUCGUAUGUGGCGGGAGGACGGGAUGCGAGAGGAAUGGAGGGGAGAUCGAUCGUCAUGUGUUCAGGAAAAGGAUGAGCGAUGGGAGUGA
Sporothrix schenckii 1099-18 is the source of this 270-nucleotide messenger RNA. RefSeq lists its product as uncharacterized. The coding region runs from base 1 to 270 and encodes 89 amino acids. NCBI's taxonomy places the organism in Eukaryota, Fungi, Ascomycota, Sordariomycetes, Ophiostomatales, Ophiostomataceae. The record is from RefSeq and is a predicted model, not a curated record. The transcript has a single exon.